Molecule: messenger RNA, 3279 nt
Organism: Coffea arabica (coffee)
Lineage: Eukaryota; Viridiplantae; Streptophyta; Magnoliopsida; Gentianales; Rubiaceae
Product: L-type lectin-domain containing receptor kinase IV.1-like
Biological process (GO): protein phosphorylation
Molecular function (GO): ATP binding; protein kinase activity; carbohydrate binding
Source: RefSeq, a predicted model, not a curated record
CACAACAUAUACCUCAACCACUCUACUGAGCCUAGUGUAUUUACCAUCAUGUUCCAACCUCUGUCAAUCAUCCAAAAAACACGUAAAUCUGCAGGAUCCUCUAUUUUAAUUUGUUUUGCUAACAGUGUUAUCGAUUGGAAUUAGGUGGAAUAAGUCUGAGAUAUUAGAGUGCAGAGUGUUUAAACUUAAAAUUUAGCAUGCGAUGUGAGAAUCACAAGCAAGUUCAGGGUACAAAGCCAAAUUAGUCCUAUUAAUCAUACCGUUCUUUUAAUCUUCCACCAAGUUAACUCUGGACUGGAGUCGUGGAAUCUUGUCCUGAAAGAUUUUAAGAAUCGUGGAAUCUUAUGUAGAGAAUCUACCCCCCUUCAUGGUACACUUUAGUUUCACUACAGCAGAAAUGGGGACGAAGGACCACUGGAGUUGAUUGACUAUUUAAAGCCUAUUGUAUCUAGGCGCGUACCCACAAACGGGUUGUUCCUCCUGCAUUGGCAACCAUCAUUUUGGGGACAUUCAUGUGGUAGUAUUAUCAAGGUACACAGGAAUCACUGGAAAUUUCUAAUGUUCUAGAUGAAAAAAUCUGACUUUUAACUAUUUAAGUGAUACUAAAAGCUUCUCAGAAUGUGAUCUCAAGAUUGUAUAGAUUUGUCACCAUAGGGGAGUAAUUCUUUUGUGCAGAUAAUACAGUCACAUUACGAUGUACAUGACAGUGAUGGUUUUCUGAUGGACUCGUGAUGGUGAUUGGAAGAACUAAAACAAGCUUCGUCAUUAGCGUAACCAUCCAAUAUUUCCAAGGGCCAAUAGGCCUAGAAAUCAGAAUCCCUUGUCCAGGUCUCUUGUUAGAGUCCAUCAAUACCGCGGAUUCCAUAUUGACAAAUGACAAGCAAAGAAAUUACUUAAACCAUCAUCGAAUUUUGGAGGGAUUUUCAAGCUAGUAUGAGCUUUCAGCCAUCAGCUAGCCAUGUUGGUUCUGAUCAAGCUUAUACUACUUGUGGUUUCUGCUCUAGCUGGCUUUGCAUCUUGCCAGGACCUUAGUAUCACCUACAAUGGAUUCCGAUCCACGAACUUGAGCCUGGACGGCUUAGCUCAGCUCACACCAAAUGGCGUCUUGAAGCUAACUGAUGACACCAAGGAGCAGCAAGGUCAUGCCUUCUUUCCUAAUCCUGUCAGCUUCAAAAAUUCAGCCAAUUCCUCUGCGUUCACCUUUUCCACCACCUUCGUCUUUGCUAUAGUGUCUGAAUACCCUACUAUGAGCGGCCAUGGAAUUGCUUUCGUGAUUGCACCAAGAAGAGGUCUUCCAGGAGCUCUUCCUAGUCACCAGCUUGGCCUCUUCAAUGAAACAAACAAUGGAAAACCGACCAAUCAUGUCUUUGCAGUGGAACUCGACACAGUCCAAAGCAAAGAGUUCAAUGAUAUCAAUAAUAACCACGUUGGGAUUGACAUCAACGGGCUGAACUCCACACUAGCAGAUCCUGCAGGUUAUUAUUCCAAUGGCAACGGUGUUGUUCAGAACUUGACUCUUGCUAGUGGUAAAGCAAUGCAAGUUUGGAUCGACUACGAUGGAACAGCUAAGCAUAUAAGUGUCACAUUAGCUCCAAUAUAUGCUGGUAAACCAAACAAACCUCUUUUAUCUUUACCCAAUGAUCUUUCACCAGUAUUAAAUGAAAUCAUGUAUAUUGGAUUUUCAUCAUCUACCGGUUCUGUGCCGACAUCGCAUUGCCUUCUGGGAUGGAGUUUCAAGAUGAACGGUGUGGCUCAAGGGCUUGAUCUUUCUCAACUUCCUAAGCUCCCGCGAGUUGGACCUAAGAAAAGGUCCAAAGUAUUAACAAUUGGUUUACCUGUAAUUUUGAUUGCUUCCUUGUCAAUUGCAAUCUCUGGUGUAAUAUAUCGUGUGAGAAUUAAGAAGAAGUUUGCAGAAGUGCUUGAGGAUUGGGAGCAUGAGUAUGGUCCUCACAGAUUCAAGUACAAAGAUUUGUAUAUCGCUACAAAAGGGUUCAGGGACAAGGGAUUACUAGGAAGCGGGGGUUUUGGUAAGGUAUAUCAUGGCAUCCUGCCUAGCUCCAAACUUGAGGUUGCUGUCAAGAGGGUAUCUCAUGAAUCCAGGCAAGGAAUGAAACAAUUUGUGGCAGAAAUUGUCAGCAUAGGCCGGUUACGCCAUCGAAAUUUGGUUCCACUUUUAGGUUACUGCAGGCGGAAAGAUGAACUGCUAUUGGUUUAUGAAUACAUGCCAAAUGGAAGCCUGGACAGGUUUCUAUUUGAGCAGCAUGAGAACACCCUGAACUGGAGCCAAAGAUUUCGAGUCAUAAGAGGUGUAGCAUCUGGAUUGUUUUAUCUACAUGAAGGAUGGGAACAAAUAGUGAUCCACAGAGAUGUAAAGGCCAGCAACGUCCUGUUAGACAGUGAAUUGAAUGGAAGAUUAGGAGAUUUCGGGCUUGCCAGAUUGUAUGAUCAUGGAACAGACCCUCAAACAACUCGUGUUGUUGGAACACUUGGAUACCUCGCACCAGAGCAUACUAGAACUGGCAAGGCUACAACCAAAACAGACGUAUAUGCCUUUGGGGCAUUUUUGCUUGAGGUAGUCUGCGGCAGAAGACCAACAGAACCACAUCCCCCAACAGAGGAUGCCAUUUUGGUUGAUUGGGUAUUUUCUUGCUGGAACAAAGGGCAAAUUCUUGAAGCAGUUGAUCAAAACAUGGGACUUAAUUAUGUGAAAGAGGAGGUGGAAUUGGUUAUGAAGCUCGGAUUGUUGUGCUCACAGUCAGAGCCCAUAGCAAGGCCAAGCAUGCGUCAAGUUGUUCUAUACUUGGACAGCGCCUUGGCACUGCCAGAUUUAAGCUCACUUGGGAUUUCUGCCAGUGGCCUGUCUUUUUCAAGUCAGGAAGGUUUCGGUGAUUUUAACUUAUCAUGUCCAUCUUCGAUGGACAAGCCAUUUUCACACGCUUCGUCCUCUGUUGCAGAAUCGCUACUAUCUGGAGGUCGGUGAUUGAGGACAAUGCUUUCGGUUAAUUAUUUUUUCUGGAGAAUUAUGCAAUUACUGAUCAAUAAGAAACUAUGGCUCUCUGCCCCCCCCCACCACUUUCUGUGGCUCUAUGUUUAGUUUGGCAUUAGGGAGUAAGUGAUGUCCCAAAAGAACGAAAACUAGCCAUUAAUGAGAAUUUAGUAAGUUUAAGUGGGAUUGGUAGAUAAUAUUGUGUAGUAAUUCAUUCAUAACAAAACCUAUACAUCACCAUCUGUUCAUCUUGUUUGUCUGGAAUGUAUAUCCAGUCAUUACAGUCAUCAUCA